Peronospora belbahrii is the source of this 816-nucleotide messenger RNA. Lineage: Eukaryota; Oomycota; Peronosporomycetes; Peronosporales; Peronosporaceae. The record is from the annotation of a GenBank genome assembly.
AUGAAGGUAAAUGUUGACAAGGUCUUAAGCACUCCCGAAGCGACGUACAUAGCCAGCUAUAAUCAACGUGAUCUAUUGCUCUAUGCUGUGGGUAUUGGGGAGUCAUCACUACAGUUCACGUAUGAAUUUGACGACAAUUUUUCUGCUUUUCCUCUCUACCCCGUUUGUUUGCCCUUUAAGGGUCAAUCACAAGAUGUAGUACCGUUUCCACCUGAAAGUAUCUUAGCGACAUCCGAUAGUAUACCGAACAUCAAUCCAGCCAUGAUUCUACAUGGUGAACAGUCAGUUGAGAUUCUACGACCAUUAAAUCCUUUAGGCGGUAUUCUCACAGGCAAAGCCAAGAUCAUUUCUUUCAACGACAAGGGCAAAGGCACGCUCAUGGAGACACAGACUCAAUUUGAAGACGAGAAGGGACCAAUGAUACCCAAACGCCAACCAGAUUCCCACGAUGAGUUCAAGACGUCGCCCUUCCAAGCACAAAUAUAUCGUCUAUCGGGGGACUACAACUCACUGCACAUUGACCCGGAGAUUGCUACGACCGUUGGCUUUAAGCAACCCGUCCUGCACGGCUUAUGCUCCAUGGGCGUAUCCAGCCGUGCGUUGUACAAACAGUUCUGUGGCGGUGAUCCAAAGCGUUUCAAGUCCAUUCGUGUCCGCUUUUCAAGUCCGUGUUAUCCAGGAGAGACCAUUCAAACCUCGAUGUGGCAGGAGGGCAACGGCAAGGUACUGUUUCAAGCCGUGGCCAGAGAACGCGGAGUUGUGAUCAUCGACGGCGGCGAGUUUACUUUUGACCAAAACGCAUUUUCACGUUUGUAG